AUGAAACUGUCAUUAUUUUCAAUCAUCCUACUCGUUGCAUUGGCAUCAGCCGAUGUGAGUCACUUGAAAUAUGGAAGAAACAAUCCAUAUCAAAAUAAUAAGUAUAGAGGCAGUAUGAGGUUUAAUGGAAAAAAGGUACCACAAACACCAGCAAGAUCUGAUGAGCCACCACCUCCUCCUCCCUCAUCUGGAUAUGAAUAUAUUCCUCCAAAUAAUGCAUACCUUCCACCAGAUACAACAACGACACAAGAGACAACAACAACAACAACAACGACAGAGAGACCAGGCGGAUAUCGAUAUAGACGACCAAUCAAUCCUUUUUAUUAUAACAGACGUGGAGUUUAG
Molecule: messenger RNA, 345 nt
Organism: Chironomus riparius
Lineage: Eukaryota; Metazoa; Arthropoda; Insecta; Diptera; Chironomidae
Source: the annotation of a GenBank genome assembly